AUGGAAAAGUACAGCCAGUUUCGCGAUCGGGGCACGGGGAUCGCCCCCUUCUUCCCCUUUACGACUCCUCUCACGGCGCUGUCGACGGUCACGCACACCUUCCUCUUCCUCUUCCGCCUGCCACUCUUCAUAAGCUACAUUGCGAGCUACCUCCUCUUGUUCCACUGGCUGCCCUUCCUCCCAGUGGUGGUGAGGAAGGUGGCACUAUGGGGUCUGAUGGCUAUACCUGGUAUUUGGUGGGUAGAUCUGCAGCUGGACGGCGUGAAGAGGGGCACGCUGGCUGAUCAGCCACGUGAGCGUGUGCCGCACCCUGGGAGUAUUAUCGCGGCCAACUUUACUAGUCCGCUCGACGCCGUCUACCUAGCUGCCAUUUUCGAUCCCGUCUUCACCAUCUCGUACCCUGGUUCGCGUCAGGUUCAGAAAGUUGGUCUCGUGGGAGCUAUCUUCUACGCCUUCUCCUCUGUUAGGACAGCGCCACCGCCAGGCGCCAAUCUCGUCAACCUCAAGCAGCUCCUUGAGGAGCAUCCUGGACGCGUUAUCGCCAUAUUCCCCGAGUGCGGAACAACAAACGGCAAGGCCAUCCUCCCCUUGAGCCCAUCCGUCCUCGAGACGCCUGCCGACGUCCACAUCUUCCCCGUCAGCCUGCGCUACACGCCCUCCGAUGUGACGACACCACUGCCCGGCCAGUGGAUACGCUUUCUGUGGAAUCUCCUGUCACGACCGACAACUUGCAUCCGCGUUAGAAUCGCCGAGGGCCAGUUGAACACGUCGAUGGCUAGGACGAAUGGCGUUUCGGCACCUGCAGGUGAUAGAGCGGGCGAGCUCCGGAGUCGAUUCGCCGAGGGCGACAUUUCAGACCACGAGAAAAAGGUGCUGGACCGUAUCAGCGAGGCCCUGGCGCGGUUGAGCAGGGUCAAGAGGGUUGGUCUGACGAUGCAGGACAAGGCAGCUUUUGUAGAGGCGUACAGGAAGAGGAGAUGA
This is a messenger RNA of Emericellopsis cladophorae, 981 nucleotides long. RefSeq lists its product as uncharacterized. The transcript is spliced from 2 exons. The record is from RefSeq and is a predicted model, not a curated record. Lineage: Eukaryota; Fungi; Ascomycota; Sordariomycetes; Hypocreales; Bionectriaceae. Gene Ontology annotation, molecular function: acyltransferase activity. The coding region runs from base 1 to 981 and encodes 326 amino acids.